Molecule: messenger RNA, 7077 nt
Organism: Acanthochromis polyacanthus (spiny chromis)
Lineage: Eukaryota; Metazoa; Chordata; Actinopteri; Pomacentridae
Gene: cbx7b
Product: chromobox homolog 7b
Exons: 6
Coding region: 285-1079 (264 amino acids)
Biological process (GO): negative regulation of transcription by RNA polymerase II
Cellular component (GO): PRC1 complex
Source: RefSeq, a predicted model, not a curated record
CGCGCGCGGACUCAUCGUAACCGGGGGAGCGCGCUUCGGGAAAACGGGCGCGCGCCAAGCGGUGUGCAGAUGUGUCGCAGAUUUUGUAAAGUCACCGGACGCACGGAAACGUCCAGCACCGGGAAGUGUGUGUUGAUAAAUGGGCCCGUGAAGUGCGUGUGCGGGAGGUAAACACCGCGGCGGCUGAGCGGAGCGGCGGACGGAGGCAGCGCUGUCAUCAGCAGUUACCGUUAGCUUACUUUGUGGAGCAGCAGGACGCUACUUUGACAGUUGAAGCCGCACAGAUGGAGCUGUCGGCGAUUGGAGAGCAAGUGUUCGCCGUGGAAUCCAUCGUCAAGAAAAGAGUUAGAAAGGGAAAUGUGGAGUAUCUGCUCAAAUGGAAAGGAUGGCCUCCAAAAUACAGCACCUGGGAGCCUGAGGAACACAUCCUGGACCAGCGCUUGGUGCAGGCCUUCGAAGAGAAAGAACAGAGAGACCGCGCUCUGGGUCACAGGAGGAAAGGAUCCAAAGCCAAAAGACUCCUUUUGGAGAACACCGUCUACACCAUGGAUCUCCGCAGCGCUCACAAGACUCCAGAGAAACCUCCCCCUCGCCUGAGACUCUCCCUGACUCGCUCCCUAGUUCCCGAAGAUGAGGAUCAGCCCUACAGUGUCCACAGGCGGGACCCUCAGCCACAUCUAGCACAUCAGAAAAGUAGUAGGUCACAGUUCAGAUGCCUUAACUCCAACUCUCCAAGUCCCACACAAGAAGACUGGGAAGGGUGGGGAGAGGAGGAGGAGGAGGAGGAGGAGGAGAACAAUGUAGAAGAUGAUGAAGAUAGAGAAGAGGAGGAGGCUCAGGAGGAGACAGCAAAGACGAGAGACAGCAUUUUAAAUGGGCAGGAGAGGACAGAUGACUGGAGCUCCACCGUCAGACCGGUCCAGGUUACUGCAGCAGAGAAGUCGGAUGACGUCUGGAAACCCGUCAUCGGUCCAGGAGAGGUGACGGUCACAGACGUCACCCUCAACUCCCUAACAGUGACUUUCAGAGAGUCAAGAGUGGCCAAAGGCUUCUUCAGAGACUGGGGUCUGGAAGUGUGAAAGCACUGCGGUGUGAGCAGGCUGGCAGUGAAGGCACCGUGAGAGGGAGGCGGAGGCACUGACUUAAUCACAGUGUGUGAACGGUGGUCGAGGGUGUGGUGUUUUCACUCCUCUUAUCACACACUCUCUCUCUUCUCCUCCAUUGCCAGCUACUUCCAGCUUGGUGAGUGGUAUGUUUACAUGCACAGAGUCACCUGAGUGUAAACCGAGCUCCAGGGAGUGUCUUGGUUUAUUUGAUCUGAUCACUUCAUGAAGCAGGACUGAGUUUGCUGAAUUCAAAUGGCAUCAAAUACCUGUAACUGGUUGUCACUUCUCUUGGUGACCAAAGAAAAUGGAAAACAUAUCAACUACAAUCUGUAGUUAGUCCAAACGAUAUUUUCUCCACAGAGAGGAAUUGAUUUGGUAACAGUUCCAACAGAAACAUCUGGUGAAGGGACAAUAAUGUUUAUCACAACACUAAAUACUGGAUUCAUCUGUUUUGGCUGUGUUUUAUCUGUAAACCACAAAAAGUGCAACCCACAAAAGCAGAGAACCAAAUGUGAAGAAGGUGCUGACUUUGUCUAAGAAUAGUACUGAAUUAGCAGGAUGAAAGCUAGCAGACAGAUAGCAUCAGCCGCUGGAAUCUUAAGUUGUCAAAGAGUUUAAAAUAUGAGAUGGUGAAAUCAUUUCCUCUGCCCUUAAACAGGACACAUCGUUAAGUGGGUUUUGAGAGCCACAACUCUCACACUCACCUAAGAAAUCUUGGAAUUGUAGAAUUGAUAUUGGUAGGAAAAAAUGCAAAUAACUAACGUUUCCACCUUAAAGGUACCCUGUAGAGUUUCUUUAAAGCAAACACAAUCAUGAUCACUUAAGUUUAGUUUCUCUCCUAAACUAAAUUGACCUUAACCAUUUGAAUAGACAGUUAUAUUACCUUAGUAACAUCUGGAUUUGUAUCUGACAGUUUUCUUUCAUUUACUGGUAAGUUUUUUUUUUCUUUUAUCCUUUAGCUCCACUUGUAAAUCCGUGGAAUAGAAACAAGCCGCAUGAGUGUGUCUCAUGUUCAUGUGGAUGGAAGUGUGCAAUAGGGCUGAACAAUUUGUUGAAAAUAUCUAAUCAUGAUUUGUCUGACAGAUGUUGGGAUUUAACUUAAUAUGUAGUCUUUUAAAGUCAAGCUUCAGGUCAGUAUUCAGUGUCAAAUAUUUUAAACGUGAUGGCACAUUACCACAAGAGACACCACCAAAUGUGUGAUUCACACAAAGAGAACGGCACGACUUUAUGAAACUACUGACACUGCAGUUUAAACCCUGGAUCUGCAAAAUGUCUGAGAUGUGGCUGUUAAAUAAUUAAACUGAGCUUACGUCAGUCGAACCACAGCGUGUCUGCCUGAACCACAUAGUAAACACUGAUCAAUUGACAAGCAUUAACAGCCUUUAGAAGUUUUAAUCUACUUGAAUUAAAUAGAAGUGAAAUACAGCAUUAGUCUCAUUAUUUAAUAGCCACUUUUUAUCCUAAAUUACAGCCUUUUGCGAUUACAUUGUUUCAAAUUGAGAUUUUGAUUGAAAUUAAUUGUUCAGCCGUCACGUACAAGUUUGUUCAUGCUCAUGCAUCUGUAUUAGAUACAAAACGAAACCCCCUCCUCAAAACAUUUCUUCUUAAAACUAUAGGAAACUUCAACGGGUACCUUAAAGCACUGAACAGAUUAAGCAUCAGUUUGCCAUGUCAGAUUCAGCAAACUAAAUGAGCUUGCGUGAAUUUCAGUCUUGUGACCAUAGACAGUAUAUAAAUGAUGGAUGUAGUUACUGUGAUGUCAUUCACCAGACUGUGGACUGGCAUUAUAAAUGCUUGAGUUUGGAAUUUGGCCAUCUUGCUCUUUUGAAACCACAUGUGACCUAAGGGACAAUCCGACUGAGACUUGAGUACAUCACACACGUUAGCGACUUGUUGAUCACAAGGUAACCCCAUCUUAAAUUGUACCCAUUUACCAUCUGUUUUAAUCUAAAUGAAAACAUAAUUUACUAAAUGAACCUCAUGCUGCAUUGAAGGAGACUUGACACUACUAAUUGAGAUCAUAAACUCAUGAGGAAAAUGUUUGUGGAGGUAAUAAAUCAAGGAGAAGCAGGGUCAUUUUCUCACAGAUUCUAUACAGUCUCACCUUUUUAACAAAGAGAGGAGUCGUCCCCUGCUGGUUGUUAGGAAGAAUGCAAGCUUGCAGCAUUUAUCUCUAACUUGGAGGCUGUGGUUAAAAUCCGUACUCUAAACAUUAUUUUACUAUUAAGUAUAGCGGUUUGAAAGUAUAAAUUAGCGCUGAACUGGAAGUUUUGAUGGUUAAAUAUGAACAGUUGUACUUAGUUACUCGGAAUGUCUGAGUUUAGAAUACUAAUGAAGUAACAUUAUAAAUCAUGUAAAGGCGCAUAUUAAGUGUCCUCUGUGCAUGUAAACCUGCCACUGUUUGUUGUCUCUCUUUCACACUAAACUAACCAUACUGGAUCUUGUACAUACUGCAGACUACGGUGAGGUGGGAAUAGCUGUGAGUCCCAUACUAACACGCAGUGCUGUACCUGUAACCUGUAAACACAUAGACUGUUACUACUGUACAACACGUGGCUUAGUCUUGUAUGCGUUUCAAACUCCUCCGAGAGACGAUUUGAUCCGCCUGCAUGCCUUCCUCCUCCAGUACAGUCAAUGCAAAGACAGACAGUGUAGUCUUCUCCGUACAUGUAGUUCUUCAUCUCAAAGUAUACAGCCCAUCAUACCAGUGACAAAUGAAUCUUGCACCAAAAUUAGAAAGUAGAGAGACUUGAUGACAGAAUGUAUCAUGGAAUUGCACUGUUGAGUUUGUGUUCACUGGAGUAAAGAUUGACCAGCAGAAUUUUAAAGCAAUGAAUACUUAAUAUUACAUACCAGUAUUCAGUAGCUUCUAAUGAGAUCAAAUCACGUCAAGAAUGACCAGGAUUCAGUGUUUCUCCCCAAGGAAAAUCCUCAUUUAGAUGCUCACUGGACAAUAAAACUCUCCACUAAAAGCCAGACAAAGACAUUUAGUUUCAUUAUUUCUGUAGCACUUGAAAUAAAAAUCACAAAGUUUGCAGGACAGACAACUAUUUUAUAAAACACACCAAAGUGGGACAGUUAGAAGGACGAUGUUUUCAGCUGAUUGACCAUGACCUGGCAGACCUGAACUUUCAGUAAAAUAGGCAACACCUCAUAAUUUACAAUCAGCUAAUGAAAUUGAGACGAACAGAGUUUUACCAACAGGCCUCGUUGCAUUUGAUCGAUAACAGACUAAGAAAGAAGAGUGAAUGUUCCAGUCUGAUCAUCAACGGACUCAGUUUGCUCAGCUGUCAGGAAAAUGUGGAUGUUGAAUCUUCUGUGAUAUUGACUGAAAAGUAGAGUUCUUUCCUGACCCAGGGUGCAUCCAUCCCUCAGCUACGUCUGCCUUAUCCUGACCCUGGGUUAGAGAGUUCACCCUGGACAGAUUGUCAGUCCAUCAAAGACCUAACAGAGAUAUAGACAGCAAUGCACAAGCACACCCACAGCCAAUUAACCAUCAGUUAUACCGAUAUGUUUAUCAAAUACAGGCUUAUUCCAUCUCAAACUACUAGAGGCCUUCUGCUCAACUGUCUUGAUUAUUCUAUGAAUAUUUAUAAUGGUACCUUUGAAACUGUGAAUUGAUAAAUCAGGUACUUUCCAAGAUUUUUUUUUUUUUUUAAAGGCCACCAACCCACUUUUAGCACACAUAAACAGCAAAAUUGCAUUCUUAGUUCUACUUUGACAACCAUUCUGUCUUUGUGGUAAAACUUGUCAUAGCUGCUCCAUAAGUUAUGAAAGUUCAUUUCAAAUAACUCUUUUCAAUUUUGUGACCUCAUAUUCAAUGUUAAGAAGUAUUCUGUAUGUCUCCAUUUGUAACUGCAUGUGAUUCAAAAAAUAUCACUAGUUGACUUUUGCAUCGUCAUUUUUCUUUGUUAAUGUGUGUUCAAAGAUGGGAUUUCCACCCUUCAGCUAUUUUUUUUUUUAUAUUUUAACUUACCUACCAUCAAAGACUCUUUUAUCUACUUGUUCAAUGUUGCAGAUUUUAAAUCAGUGGUAUAAGGAGAAAUAUGUGAAAGUUUCAGGCUUUUGUCUGAAAGAGUUCUUGAGAUAUUGUCGUUCAAACACUGAAAUUUCAAUCCAGAACAAAAACUGUGCUGAAAGUGCAUCGAUAGGCUAUUAAAAUAUAGACAGGAAAAGAGAGCACAGUACUCCGCCAAGGCUGCUCAGUCGUCGUAUCAUUUCCGAAGGCUGAAUCUUGAAUAAAUUUGUGGCAGAAAUCACAGCAACAUAGAAUGUGGCCAUUUAAUACAGAUGUACCCGCAAACAAAAUGACCUUGCGCUGAGCACAGGCGUGUGUAAUGCAUGUGUACGUUAUGUAGAGAUACCUAAUCACGUGAUCCUAAAUAUGUAGUGGGCAGCAGGAAUUGAUGGGACUCAGAAAUACCUCCACAAUUUAAUCAAUUGUCCCUUGUAUCAUUUUAGAUGGAUAAGUCCCGAUAAGUCCGCAGCGGUUGAUUUGUCGUGGGAUCGCAAUCGUGUGAUCAUGUGAUAGUGGUCACUUGUUGUCAUAGUUACAGUCUUGCAAUGAUACAGAAAUCCUUAUCAAAUCUGUGGAUCAGACUAUAAGCAUGCAGCUUAAUCAGUUGGUCCUUGUGUCAUUUCUGACCUUCAAUGAAAAUUUCAUCCAAAUCCGUUAGUCCGUUUUUGAGUAAUGUUGCACACAGACAGACAGACAGACAGACAGACAGACAGACAGACAGACAGACAGACAGACAAAUGUACGCCGAUCGUCACAUAACUGCCGUUACUUGGCGGAGAAGUAAAUAUAACGAGCGCUGAAAGUAUUUGAUAUAUGAGUCUAAAAUUUCACAAAUAUCUUUAUGAAUAUGCAUAUAUUUAGUUUAUAAAAGGUUUCAGGCAAAUGAAACAUGAUUGAGGAGAAAUUGUUUAAAAAUCGAAUCAUUUGAGAUGAAUACUAAAAAAAAUAUUGAAUUCUGAAAAGUGAGCACAUUCCAUUUGAAAUAAACUGAAGAAUAAUCUAAAACUCUGAAAUGUGUGAUAGACAAAAGUUAGCUGUACUUUAAAAAUGUGCAAUGAGAGAGUGAGGGUCUUCAGGUUACAGAUGACUCAGCGCCCUCUAUCUAUGAGAUGACUGGAAAACUGAAUAAUUACAAAUGAUUUGAGCAAAACACAGACAAAUGGUUACAAAACUAAAACUGAAACAGCAGAGUAACAGCAUCUAACAGCGGUCGGGGAGAAACACUGAAAUGUCAGAUUAGAAGAGUGAACCGUGGAGCAGUGCUGGCCUGCUGCCCAGUGAACACAGGAGCUGAAGUGAUGUGUCAUGUCUGUGGAAUCUCCCACAGUGGCGUCUGCAUGUUGUUUAUCCCACACUGAGGAUGAUGGGUCAGAGUCUCCUGAUCCUAAAAGUGUCUCUGUGUGACAAUGAAGCUGCAGGGAAUGGAAGUGCCUGAUGUUGCAUAAAUGUAGUUGUUUUUGUUCUGUGGAGCGUUCAGGGCUAACGUCUCUCACUGUCUCUGCUGAUUUAGUUUCUGUGUGUCCGGAUGCUUCGUCCUCCGCUGACGUUGUUUAGACUUGAAACACGAGGAGAUGUUAAAGGAGAGGACGGGACAGCAGGGGGAAACGUAUUUUUUAAUCCUUAUUUUUCUACAUUGACCUGAAUGUAUAUUUAUUCUUUAAAGAUACCUGUGUAUUUGUCCCACAGAUGACUGAGCAGGAUAGUUUUCUACAGGUUGCGAUGACCACUGAGCUGAUGCCAUAUUUAAAUGACAUGACAAAACAAGCAGCCUGGAUUUGACGUUGCCUAAUGUGGUCGCUUGUGCUGCUUUCGUCCACCACUGAGUGAAGAACCUUUAUUGCACUUUAUUGUGAUGUAACCCUGCACAUUACCUGCGCCAGUCUAUGAAGUGUCAUUGUGUAUAGAAUAUUUCUAUGGUAAUACUAAAAUAAAUGUUGCUAAUGUUUAAUACGA